AACAAAGAGCAAGGAAUGGAACUAUUUGUUUUGGAAAAUAGAAGUGGGAACACCCUUCAUCAUAAAGUCAAUCCACCAGCUGUUCGCUUCUUCCUCCUUGGAUCUGAAUCUUUCUAAGCUCACAUGCAGCUCAACAGAGAGGAUUGAGUUGAUCAAUGUUGAAAGAACAACCCAAGAGCUCAGGCCAACAAAGAGAAACUCUCUGUCUCCCUCUCUCAAAGUAGCUGCAAGGAUCUAUUUGGAUGAGAAAUUGGGAGCCGAACAAGUAUUAUAUUUCUCUGUUACAGACAAUCUUUGACGAAUUCCUUUAGAAAAUCCAAGACCAUAAUAUGCCUCAAGACAGUCGAAGAUCAGUUGGCUACAGAUCAUUUGUCACAUGUGAUGAUCCGAAAGGUGUUGUUGAAUGUGGGACAAUCAGAAAAUCCAAGAAUGAUUCAAAAAAAUUGAAGCAUAAGAUUGAAAGUCGAGGAACGCCCAAGAAAUCGAUUACAUCUUUGAUUUGCAAGGAAGAGAGAAGGGAGAUGGAAUCUAAAGGGAUCACAGAAGGAUUAAAUAAUCCAUCUACGUUUCAACUCUUGGAGGUGUCUAGAGGAGCUCGGAAGCUGAACAAAAUGAUUGAUUCAUGGUCUCAGGGGCCAAGCAUUGAUGAGCAGUCCAACGAUAUUGCUAAAGAUUUGUUGAAAGGAGCUCUUGACUUGCAGGAGUCUCUAAUCAUGCUCGGCAAGUUACAGGAGGCGUCACGGUAUAUGGCUCAGUUGAAGAAAAAGCAGAAGGAGAAGUCAGAAAGAGGAAGAAAUGAAGAAUUGGGGUCUGAAAGAAUGAACUCCAAUCGAUUUGGAGACUGCAAUUACCAUAUGGGAUUUCAAAAGCCAAGGCUUUCUGUUGAUGGGUCUUCAAGGAAUUCUACUGAGGAACUUAAGAGAGUGAUUAGAGACAGCUUCGCCAGGCAGAAUCUCACGCAGAGCAUAGCUGCUCAAGAAAAGUCUUGUUUUAACCGAAGAAAAUUAGACUCAGCUUUGGAAUUCCCAUCAGCAAGCUCGAGCCAAUCUUCAUUGGUUCACUCUGAUGACACUCCUUUUGCUGACUCGCUUUCACCAGUGGAUUCCUCGAAGAAGACAAAAGGGCCGAAUUUGAUUGCCAAGCUUAUGGGUCUAGAAGAAUUCCCCUCAAAACAAUUCCAGACCAUUUCCCAAAAGCAUUCGGAGGGUGGGAAGACACCAAAUCAGAAGAGACCUCUCUUUGAUAUCGAUAUGCCAAAGGUGAGGAAGUCUCAGUCUGCUGUCCAGAAGGAACUGGAAGCUGAAAAGAAGCCGGUCAAAAGGAUAAGAGAGGAAGGUGAUAGGUACUGUAAAGAGUUAGUUCGGAAAUCAGAAGAAAAAGAAGCCAAGACUAAGGAGAAAGCUUCAAACAAGAUGAAAGCUGGUGUUUCUGUGAAUCAACAAGCGCAGAAAAAGGAGAUGAUUGACAAGAAAGCUGACAACAUCCAAAAGGCGACACCCACAAACAGGAGGAGGAAAACUACAGAGGAGAGCGUGAAAUCCAACAAUGUGUCAAAAUCUCAAGAUCAAGCAGAGGUAACUUCUAAAAUGCUCAGAAAGCCUGAAAUUGGAACAAACAUCUCAAAGAAUCAGACUUCCCGACGACAUAGUAAAGCCACAAAUGCCAUCACAAAAGACACAUCACAAUCCAUAUUGCAUGACUCAGCCAGUCAAAAGAUUCAGACAAAGAAGGAAAAGCCAGUCAGGGAGAGACGGGCAGCUAAUUUAGUUGAGGAGGAUUUAGGAUGCCAAGCUGAUGGCAAGAGGAUUGAUCUGACAUGUGAAAACAACUCUGUUGUGGAAAGAAUCGACACUACGCUUGCAGAUGAAUUCCCUUUGAAGGAGGAAACAGACACCUCUGGACUUCAAAUUGAAGAAUACCGCAGCAACGAUCUGUGUUCACUGCAGGAAGUUACAAUGCUGAGCCCCCAACAUGAAAAGAGUGUCAAACCUGCCGAAGAAGUUUCUGAUCAUAUUGUUCCCAGUAGAAUGAAGAGGAAAAGCUCUAAAGCCAUUACCAAUCUGAAAGCUUUGCUCUCAAGCAAUUCAUCAUUCCUCAGUCGUGCUGAUGAGAUAUUUGAUCUCAAUGUGACUCAACCAACUCCUUUAAGCCUUCAAGAUUCUCAAACAGCACAUCCUCUGUCGCAAACCAGCUUGGGGAAUUCAAUAGCCUGCAUCUCUCUGGACCAGUUGGUGGAUGAAGUCUGUGAUGGGGUUGAGCAUCUCACCAGCUAUAGUAAGCUUGCUGGUGAGAAUCUUCCUACAGAUAGCAUCUACGCAAUGCUGCAUUGUGAUCUAAAGUUCAAGGGGCCGAUAACUGGUAUAUGGGAUUUGGGGUGGAGGAAUGGUUUUUCUAUAGAUGAAGUUGAGCAAGUUGUGGUUGAUAUACAGAAGUUAGUUUUAAGCAGGUUGAUCGAGGAUAUACUUAUAGAUUUUGCGCUUUAGAAGUUUCCUUCAUGCUCAUUCAGACAUGAAGGUUCUACUAGAUGUCAGUACUACUGUUGUCUGUAAAAAACGAUUACUUCGAUUAAUACAAGAAGGGAGGAUUGAAAUUGCUGGCUUGGGCCACAGUGCUGUUCUUGCCGUAUCA
This is a messenger RNA of Vitis riparia (riverbank grape), 2628 nucleotides long. RefSeq lists its product as uncharacterized. NCBI's taxonomy places the organism in Eukaryota, Viridiplantae, Streptophyta, Magnoliopsida, Vitales, Vitaceae. The record is from RefSeq and is a predicted model, not a curated record. The transcript is spliced from 9 exons. The coding region runs from base 330 to 2483 and encodes 717 amino acids.